This is a messenger RNA of Zasmidium cellare ATCC 36951, 1506 nucleotides long. RefSeq lists its product as uncharacterized. Gene Ontology annotation, biological process: peroxisome organization. The record is from RefSeq and is a predicted model, not a curated record. Gene Ontology annotation, cellular component: peroxisomal membrane. The coding region runs from base 1 to 1506 and encodes 501 amino acids. The transcript has a single exon. NCBI's taxonomy places the organism in Eukaryota, Fungi, Ascomycota, Dothideomycetes, Mycosphaerellales, Mycosphaerellaceae.
AUGGCUACGGAAGGCGACCACGCUAUCGUCAAUCGCGACGAACCCAUUCCCGUCAUUCGCAUCCCAUCGAACGAAGACAUCGAAUCGAAUGCGCCGUCGGACGAAGAGGGCGAUCAAGAGCUAGGCAAGCGUGAUAGACUAAGACAACAGGCCAACAGAGUCAAGAGCAAGUUCGAGGAAUACGGAACCCCGGAAGGGCGACAGACACUUCAAGACCGAGUCUUCUCGAGUAUCAUACAGCAGAUCAUCCCCGGCGAUGCGCCUGAUGAGGGCGAUGAGAAGCCCAAGGCCAAGGACAGACGGUCGAAGAAAUAUGUCGAGCGGCCGGAGUUUAGGCCUCGUCAGAUGGCUUUCAACUUCAGACGUUUCAAUGCGCGGAUAGGCGUUGUGUUCGUGCUGCAGAAUCGAUUGAUACAUCUGUUCAGUUGGCGACGACCUACGGCUACGCUGUCGUUCCUGGCCAUCUAUACCUUGCUCUGUCUGGAACCACAUCUGCUGCCGUUGAUCCCACUUGUGGGGAUCUUGUUCAGCAUUAUGAUUCCGUCUUUCCUGGCUAGGCAUCCAACCCCGACAAACGAUCCGAGAAUCGAACCCAGCUACCAUGGCCCUCCCACCGCACCUGCGAGCAGAGUACGACCGGCUCCUGACCUUAGUCGGGACUUUUGGAGGAACAUGCGGGAUCUACAGAACGCUAUGGAAGACUUCUCACGUCUGCACGACAGCGCGAACGAGAUGAUCACUCCGUACACCAACUUCAGCGAUGAGGCUGUGAGCUCGACGUUAUACCUGGCCCUCUUCAUGCUCAGCUGCGCUGCUUUCGUCGCCAGCCAUUUGGUACCAUGGAGGGUCAUCGCACUCGUUGGUGGUUGGGGCAUGACUCUUGCUGGACACCCACGAUCUCAAAAGGUGCUGUUGUCGUCGCAGAAUCUCAGCCAGCUACAGCAGCACUCUUCAUUACUUCACAAAACCCUGCGCAACUGGAUCGAGACGGACGUCAUCAUGGACGAGCCGGCCGAGUUGCGACAGGUUGAGAUCUUUGAACUGCAAAAAUAUCAUCCAGGGAGCGACACCUGGGAAUCUUGGCUCUUCUCGCCCGCACCAUACGAUCCUCUCAGUCAAGCACGCCUUGCGGAAGCUCGGCCUAAGGGCACUCAGUUCUUCGAGGACGUUCAGGCUCCUACAGGAUGGAAGUGGAAAGAGAAGAAGUGGAAUCUUGAUCUCUUCAGUCGCGAAUGGGUGGAGCAACGGAUGAUCACGGGCGUCGAGAUCGAGACAGAGGGCGAACGAUGGGUAUAUGACAUACCGCCUGAAGAGGUGGAACUGUUGGACACACCGCAAAAGGGCAAGAAGAAGCGAAUAAGAAGCAUCCCCAAGAGCGGCUGGGAAGAAGGCACGGGCCUCGAAAAGCGCGGCGAAUGGAGGCGUCGCCGAUGGACCAGGCUUGUCGAGAAGAAGGCCGUCCCCAGCGCAGAUAAGGAUGCAGACCGAUCAUUGGCUUCGUCUUGA